This is a messenger RNA of Opisthorchis viverrini, 201 nucleotides long. RefSeq lists its product as hypothetical. The annotation marks the transcript as partial. The record is from RefSeq and is a predicted model, not a curated record. NCBI's taxonomy places the organism in Eukaryota, Metazoa, Platyhelminthes, Trematoda, Opisthorchiida, Opisthorchiidae. The transcript has a single exon.
GAGGCUCAUAUCUACCAACCGGAAAUUCACAAUUUGGGUUCACAAUGAAUGAUGAGGUUCAAAGUGUGAUACCCCACAAAGUCAGUUUGGAUCCGACCAGUCGGCUUCAACCCACAUCACAAUACAAGCUGAAACAUUGUCUCAGCAUCAAUCGUGAGUGGGUCGGCGAACAUAGAGCGGCUCAUAGACGUCCGUCCAAAA